AUGUGCAUAAAAGAUCUCACACGGGGGAGAAGCCGUAUUCCUGUCCUGAGUGUGGGAAGUGUUUUUCACAGAACUCCAAUCUUUACAAACAUCAGAGAUUGCAUACGGGUCAAAAGCCAUAUUCCUGUUCUGAGUGUGGGAAAUGUUUUUCAGAGAAGUUCAAUCUUUACACACAUCAAAGAUCUCACACAGGUGAGAAGCCAUAUUCCUGUCCUGAGUGCGGGAAAUGUUUUUCACAGAAGUCCAGUCUUUACACACAUCAGAAAUCUCACACGGGGGAAAAGCCAUAUUCCUGUCCUGAGUGUGGGAAAUGUUUUUCAGACAAGUCCAGUCUUUACACACAUCAGAAAUUGCACACAGGGGAGAAGCCAUAUUCCUGUCCUGAGUGCAGGAAAUGUUUUUCACAGAAGUCUAGUCUUGACAUACAUCAGAGAUCUCACACGGGAGAGAAGCCAUAUUCCUGUCCUGAGUGUGGGAAAUGUUUUUCAGACAAGUCCAGUCUUUACAAACAUCAGAGAUCUCACACGGGGGAGAAACCUUAUUCCUGUCCUGAGUGUGGGAAAUGUUUUUCAGUGA
Staurois parvus is the source of this 576-nucleotide messenger RNA. The record is from the annotation of a GenBank genome assembly. Lineage: Eukaryota; Metazoa; Chordata; Amphibia; Anura; Ranidae.